CUUGUGUGAACUGCAGUUUUGUAAAGGCAGGCACAUAAUGUGCACGCGCGGUGGGCCAGUCAUGUCUCAAACCAUUACAAUUUACAAAUCCAGUGAUGUUCUGCACCUCUUAAUUCAUUCUUCUCACUACUGAAACACCUUCAAUAUCACAUUUAAGUUGAGAAAAAGAGAGAAGGGAACGCAUAACAUAUCAUGUGAGCUGAACUAUUAAAGCUGCUUGCCUGCGCAUCAGAUCUCUGUAAAUAUUGACCGCAUUUAUGUUCUUUUCUAGAAUCUCUUCUGUUACUACUAAAAAGAUCAUAUUAGUCAGAUGUGGUUCUUAAAUAAUGGUAAACAGGGAUGUCCAAUUGGAUUAAUCAUAAUUACAGAUUAAUCUAAGUAUUUUUUCCACCAAAAGUGUGUUACAAAAAAGGUAUAAGAUCCUGUGGGAAUAAUAAUAACUCCUUUUUAACCCACUAGUAAUGUGAUCUAACUUGAACUGUUCUGUUCUUUUCGUUAUUACUCAGAACUUCACCUGAACCUUAAAGGUUGAGUGCAAAAACCAUUCUUCAUAUCUCUCUCCUCGAGCGAAUGGUAAGUCCCAAACCAUCUCUUACAAUGCUUUUCCUAUAUUUGAGCUUUGUCUUCCUUCUGCCAUGUACUGCUAGAGGCUUUGGACAUCUUCCUGCAGUGAAUACAGGAAGUUGGAAUGUCACGUCGAUUUAUCAGCUCGGAGACUCUUUAUCUGACACCGGUAACUUAAUCAUCGAAAGUCCUAAUGGAGUUGCCUCGGCCUUUUCUCGGCUUCCUUAUGGUGAAUCCUUCUUUAAACACCCCACUGGUAGAUGCUCAAACGGGCUACUAAUGAUCGAUUUCUUGGCAAAGGCGUUUGGUGUUCCAAACCUGAAUCCAUACUUGAACAAAGAUGCAGUUUUCACACAUGGAGUGAAUUUCGCGUUUUCUGGUGCCACGGCAUUGCCAUCAGAGUCUCUUGAAGAAAAAAACAUAGUAAAUCCUGUCACAAAUAGCUCUCUCAGUGUACAGCUUGAUUGGAUGUGGUCACACUUCAACUCCAUUUGCUAUAAUGACCAAGAUUGUGCAGAAAAGCUCAAGAAUUCCCUAUUUAUAGUUGGGGAAAUAGGAAGCAAUGAUUAUUACUAUGCAUUUUCGCAAGGGAAAACAAUGAAGGAUGCCAACAGCAUGGUUUUUGAUGUUGUCCAAGCGAUUAUUGAAGGCAUCAGAAGGGUGAUCCAAAUUGGUGCCACCAAGAUAAUAGUCCCGGGAACCUUCCCUUUAGGCCAUUUCCCCGCGUAUAUCACAGCAUACCAACCCAAGAACUCUGCAAUCUACAGCAAACAACGUUUGUUAAACGACUUGUCACUCUAUCACAACAAUGAACUAAAGAAGAGACUUCAAUUACUAAAGCAAGAUUAUAAGAAUAUUACCAUUAUAUAUGGUGAUUAUUACAAUGGUUUUACACGGCUUCUGAAGAAUGCUCCUCGUUUUGGUUUCAAUGGCACAUCUGAUCUACGAAGAGCUUGUUGUGGAGUUGGUGGGGAACUUAGCUUUUAUCCGACUAGAAUGUGUGGAGCUCGUGGAGUUCCCGUUUGUGCUAACCCUGACGGCUAUGUUGUCUGGGAUGGAUUUAACUUGACUCAAAAAGCAUACAGGAUCUUAGCCAGAUGGCUCUUUCGAAGUACAGUCUCUCGCUUAUUUAAGUCAUCCUGACUAAUUACUUACAUAAUAAGCCUUAAUCAUUUAUAGUUAUCCGUUAAAUUGAGUUAUCAGUAUAUACAUUGAGGUUGUACAACCCCUGAAUUUUACCAGUUAACUAGGUUAGUACAGUCAAUCUCUUCUUGUUCAUAGUUGUCAAAAUUAAAAGUCCUAUUAUGGUCUGCCUGUUACUCUGUUAGUCCCUGAGCUUUCCAAAUCCACACGACAUUGCGCCUUAUUAGUUCUCAGUUCCUGUUGUAAC
This is a messenger RNA of Spinacia oleracea (spinach), 1954 nucleotides long. Its product is annotated as acetylajmalan esterase. Gene Ontology annotation, molecular function: hydrolase activity, acting on ester bonds. The transcript has 5 exons. The record is from RefSeq and is a predicted model, not a curated record. The coding region runs from base 571 to 1707 and encodes 378 amino acids. Lineage: Eukaryota; Viridiplantae; Streptophyta; Magnoliopsida; Caryophyllales; Amaranthaceae.